AUGUGGUCGAGUCUAAAACAACAAUUGAGUGCAGCAUUGCGCAGCUAUAAUGAGCAAGAGAACAGAACUCAUGGGUUUCAUGUCCUUUGGGUAGAAGAUGGUUCUGUUGCUGAAAAGGUUGGCAUUGAAAGUUAUUAUGAUUUUAUAUGUGAGGUUGAUGGAGUUGAACUAAAUGAGGAUUUGGAAUGGCUUCGCAGUUAUUUUACUUGUGCUUCUCGUCCUUUUCAAAUAGCACUAUGGUCACUUAAGGGUCAGGAUAUACGAUAUGUUUCUUUAACGCCAUGCAAACGUUUUGGCUUGUCAUUGCGUUGGUGUGCCAUAAAUACUAUUCAAAAAGUUGUUUGGCAUGUUUUAAGUAUUGAAAAUGGUUCGCCUGCUCAAAUUGCCGGGUUGCAACCAUAUGAUGAUUAUAUUAUUGGAACACCAAAGUAUCUUCUUCAUGGAGAAAGCGAGCUUGAAUUGCUUGUUGAAAAGUUUAUGAAUUUGCCUCUUGAGCUUUAUGUGUAUAAUCACCAUCAUCAAAUAACGCGCCUUGUCACUCUCAUACCAAACAGGAAAUGGGGCGGUUCUGGAGCCCUUGGUUGUGGCUUGGGAUAUGGAUAUCUUCAUCAGUUUCCUCGUAUAUCUCGAGAACGUUCAUUGUAUAUACCUGUAGAGAAUGAUGUGUAUUCUUGUUCAGAAGAAUGUGAUGAAAGAGGAAUUCCGUUAACUGAAACAGAGAAAAUGCUUGGGGAAAUGUCAUUUAUUGCCACUUCAACGCCACAAAGUAAGACGAAAGUAUGGCGUCAACGUCAGAGUAGUCGAAUUUGUGAUGAAACUGUUCUUGCGCUUAUGAAGGAAGGUGAAGUUAAGAGUGAGCAAAUUGCUCAAAAUGAGCAUAAUGUAUAUAAUGCUCAAGCAUUAUUGCAAACAGAGAAAAACAGUGAAAUAGCAGACUUGGAACAGUCUGGAGUUUCCCAGUCUGGUGAGCAAGAUAUAAUUUUUUCUACUUUACAGGGUUCUAUUGGUGAAUAA
Pneumocystis jirovecii RU7 is the source of this 1014-nucleotide messenger RNA. RefSeq lists its product as uncharacterized. Bases 1 to 1014 code for a protein of 337 amino acids. Gene Ontology annotation, biological process: Golgi organization. The transcript has 3 exons. The record is from RefSeq and is a predicted model, not a curated record. Gene Ontology annotation, molecular function: protein binding. Lineage: Eukaryota; Fungi; Ascomycota; Pneumocystomycetes; Pneumocystales; Pneumocystaceae. Gene Ontology annotation, cellular component: Golgi apparatus.